Melospiza georgiana is the source of this 5567-nucleotide messenger RNA. RefSeq names its product membrane associated ring-CH-type finger 1 (gene MARCHF1). NCBI's taxonomy places the organism in Eukaryota, Metazoa, Chordata, Aves, Passeriformes, Passerellidae. Gene Ontology annotation, biological process: antigen processing and presentation of peptide antigen via MHC class II; protein polyubiquitination; immune response. Bases 121 to 1716 code for a protein of 531 amino acids. Gene Ontology annotation, cellular component: lysosome; early endosome membrane; cytoplasm. The record is from RefSeq and is a predicted model, not a curated record. The transcript is spliced from 8 exons. Gene Ontology annotation, molecular function: zinc ion binding; ubiquitin protein ligase activity; MHC protein binding.
UUCUGUAGUGCCAGCGCGGGAGACUGCCAGCAAUGGGAGAAGUUCAAUGGGCACAAACAAAGAGAAGAGCAAGGAGGUGGAGAAUUUCAGAAAUUGAGAAGGGAUAAGUGGAAGGAGAAAAUGUUGGGCUGGUGCCAAGCGAUAGCUCGUAACCCUCACAGACUUCCAAACAGCACAAGAACACCCGAGGUCUCAGGUGAUGCUUCACAUAACUCUACUUUGAAUGAAAAAUCCCCAGGGCGUUCCACAAGUCGAUCAAGUAAUAUUUCAAAGGCAAGCAGUCCUACAACAGGAACAGCUCCCAGGAGUCAGUCUCGGUUAUCUGUCUGCCCCUCCACUCAGGACAUUUGUAGAUCUACUACCUUGCAUGAUUUGUCAGAAGAUGAGCUUGAGCAUGCAACCCCUGUCAUGGUGCUGGCCCCUUCUAAUAGGGAGCUGGGUGGUAAGAAACUCAUAAAACGAAGGUUUAGGCGGAAAAAAGAGACUGGAGACAAUGGUGAGCACACAGAAAAGCAAGGAAAGGGGAGAAACUGUAAAUUGCAUCCUGAGCCUCCGAGAUCCAGCUGGAAUGCAUCUGAUUCAUCAUCAUCUUCGGAUGAGAGUCAGUGGGCUCAGGCUAGGAGGAGAGCAAGAGAAAAGGCCAGGAUGGCCAGGAGAGGGAGAAGAAAUAAUAGAUCAUGCAGUAACCAGGAUGGGUCUUCAAACGGUAAUGCUGUUGAACUUGUCACCUUGGGGACAAUGGGAAAAGAGAAACAAGAGGUGUCUGACCCUGAGAAUCCUACUUUAAAUCACCGCCGAAGAAUUUCGAGGCUUAAGGAAUCACAGUCUUCAGCAUCAUCUCAGGAUGCAAGGAUUUCCUCAAGAAAAUGUGGGAAAAGCAAAGGGAAAAGCUCCCACAGAGACCGGCAGCCUGUGCCUUUCCUUAGGCACACCAAGGACUCCUUUGCAGAGGCAGGCUCUGGCAGUGAUGCUCUGGCUGCCCCAGAUCAUGGGGCACCUGCUGGGGCAGGGCCCACGGUGCCUCAUGCUGCUCAGAAGCCUCCAGUGUUGUAUGAUGACUGGUCUGAUGAUUUAGAAGUAUGCAGGAUCUGUCACUGUGAGGGAGAUGAUGAGAGCCCCCUCAUCACGCCGUGCCGCUGCACGGGCACCCUGCGCUUUGUGCACCAGGCCUGCCUGCACCAGUGGAUCAAGAGCUCGGACACGCGCUGCUGCGAGCUCUGCAAGUACGACUUCAUCAUGGAGACCAAGCUCAAGCCCCUCCGCAAGUGGGAGAAAUUGCAGAUGACAACAAGUGAGAGGAGAAAAAUUGUGUGCUCAGUCACAUUCCAUAUAAUUGCAAUUACCUGUGUUGUUUGGUCAUUGUAUGUUUUAAUUGACAGAACUGCUGAAGAAAUUAAACAAGGCAAUGAUAAUGGUGUCCUCGAAUGGCCGUUCUGGACAAAGCUCGUUGUGGUGGCCAUUGGGUUCACAGGAGGCCUGGUCUUCAUGUACGUGCAGUGUAAGGUUUACGUCCAGCUGUGGCGCAGGUUGAAAGCCUACAACAGAGUGAUCUUUGUUCAGAACUGCCCAGACACCAUCAAAAAACUGGAGGAGAAAAGCUCUCCGUGCACUCAGCCCUCGGAGCUGAAGGACGCGGUGGUGGUGCCAGUGGCACAGACAGGUACAAACUCUCAGCCGGCGGCGGAAGAGGCGACGUCGGAGGUCAUGCCAGUUUGACACGGACAGCGCUGCUUCUCCCUCGCAGAGUAAGCCGUAGUGUCUGCUACACUACAAAUGCUACAAGAAAGUAGAAAUGACUGUGCAUUUUUUCAGUUUAAGAAGACCCCAACCAAACGACAAAAAAAAAAAAAAAAAAUACCCCAUACAAAAACCAAAACAGUACAAGGAAAAUGGAUCCAGCAAAGCAAUUUGUUACUGUAAGGAAUGUGACCGUUCGUGAUGUAAUUUCGCAACUAGUCAGCAAGUGUAGUGAAAGUGGAAGUGUAGAAAGUGCAAUAGAGAACAGGUUUAACAGACAAUGCCAAACCUAUGUAACAAUGUACUUUUUUUUUUUUCCUAACUGGGCUGGCUGGGAAAGUAGAAAACAGAAGUGACACAAUGAUUUUGUUUACAGAAGACACAAAACCUUUCAUCUGUUUACUACUAGAAGUUGUAUUUGCUAUUUACCUUUUCAGAGAUACACUUCAAAGGGUACCAAUCCAAGUAAUAUGCAUUAACAGAAUCAAAGUACAGAGAGCUGUACUGCAGCACUUCCUCUCUAUGCCUCGUACGGUAACACCUUCAUGUGACUGUAGAGGAGCCUGAAUGUCUGGGCAGCUGUGUCAACUAUGGAUAUUUGAACCAGUUGUUUUUAACUAUGGCUGGAUUUUUGAAAAGUAAGCAGUUCCAACCAGUAUAAACUCACAUUUCCAUAAGCUGCAGAUAGUUUUUUAUAAAUGUCAGGGAAGUAAGGAAGGACACAAUAUAUAGAUAUGCAUUUAGAAGAGCAGCUCUGCUGUUUAUUUUACUUUAUAGGAGUGAAUUAGGCAUAAAUUGGAUCCACAAGGUAUUGAGGCAGAAUUUUAAAUGAAAAAAAAAAGCAGUUUACUGCAGAAUUACACAGAAAUAAAUUGUCUGUUAUCAAAGGUCUGAAAAAGGAUGACAUACUGAAGAUGGAAGCAACUUUUGGUUUUAUUUUUUAAGAUCCAUGAUACAGAAAGGUAGAUGUAAUAGAACAUACCUACCUACAUAUCUUAAGAAAACAUUAGUUUUUAUCUCCUUGUUCUAAAAACCUAGUUUUUCUCUUCCUGACUGAAACAAACAGAUCAAUGGUUUCCUUCUGUACAUGUAAACUUAAGGUGUUAGAGAUUCGACAGUUCAGUUGUUAAUUUCGUGUUUUGAGCACUGGCAUAUAAAAAUGAAGUGUGAAUAGCAUUAAAAGGUGCAAUAGAUAAAUGAAUGUAGAUAUAAUCCUGUGUCCAACAGGGUGAAUUAUGUAUAAGGAACCAAUUUUGUGAUUCACUUUGCAAAACUGUGGUGUUUACUAUAAGGACACAAGAGCAAGUAUUGACUCGGAGUAGUUAUGUACUGGUGUGCACAAGUCUGGGGCCUGAACAUAAUGUGUAUUUUAAAAAGAAGUUGGAAGUUCUUUUUUUAAUCUUGUAUUUAAUAAAGGAGGAAAAGCAAAAAAGUAUAUAAAGAGGAAUGAGGACAGGAGAGUAGAGAUUCACUUAAAGGAGGGGUAUCUGCCGCAAUUACAAGAGAACUGGAGUUCUACAGAAGCCUUGAAGUUUCUACUGGUAAAUUUUCUCUUUAUACACUCAAAUAUUUACCGUGAAAUAACAGGUUCAUCCCAUCCUUGCAAAUACCCAGGCUUUAGGGGCUAAGAUGUAUUGGAAUUUAUAUACUAGGUAUUCCUUUGUGAAUGUUUACUGGCUUAAGGCUCAGGGAAUACUAGCAGUGUUAGCAAGAAAUGUGUCUUUAAUCAGAUCAUUAUAUUCUUUUGUACUAGAAUUGCUCUUGUAAUUUGGCUGUGACUAAGUGAUGGUUGUCUGGCUAGACAGGACACAAAAUCUUGGUGCUUUAAUGGGUCCUUAAUAUAUGUCAAUAUUUGCUGUCAGUUACUCCAGGUGAGUUGGAUUAAUGUUGAAGUUUUUUCAUGUAAUGGCACACACUUUUUAUAUAAAAUAAUUUCCCUACUAUACAACUGCAACUUCCAAUUGUAGCAGCUUCUUAUUUGAAACUACAUACAAGAGAACCAAAUCAUUUCUCCAUUUGAAAUUGUGGAGGAGAUUUCAGGUCUUCAGAGCAUGAUGACAUGACUAAGGAAUGUCUAGUAACUGCACAUGCUUAAGAUAGUCUGCAAUGGCAUGGUUUUCAAAAGCUACUCGUUAAAAGGUAACUCUCAUGAUAUCUGAUGUCAGACACAUAAAAUUACCAACUGCAUCUGAAUGUUUGGAAGGAUGUUUACAAUAAACCUCGGCAAAAUUUACUGACAAGGAACAUUAUUAUGAAAGAUAACUAAGAGCUUUCUGAAAUAAUAGUUUCUUAUUAAGUGAAAGUAACCCUGCUUCUUUAGCCAGCUUGUUCUCUGCAGUAGCAUCAUGACCCAUUGAAAGUACUUUAUCCCCUAUUUUGUCAGCUUACUGGAGAGUAAUUUGCAUUGGGGUUUUUUCCUUGAAGAAGUAUAAAAUUCACCUAGAAGAAGAAAAUGCCUGAAGAUUCUGAAAGCAGAACUGUAGCAUCCAACAAGAUUUUACAUUUUUUAAAAACACACUGAAGAGUCAGCAACAGAAAAGACAAUGUGAAAACUUUUAUAUUAAUGCCUUCAACGUCAACACUGUUCUGGCACUCAACCAUAUAUGCAACUGAGUUUACAGUUAAUUAAAUAAAAGAAAGCAGAAAGACUUCAGUUGAAAUUCCUCCUCUCCCUUGGAAAUACUGAAUGGGGACAGCAGGAAAAGGAGUAAAAUGGGACACUGAGACAAGUCACCAGCAAGAGAGAUUUCAGCUAGCUUGAAGAAGCCUUUAACCUUUUAAAGCAUUACAGUGUUAACCUGUGCAUCCCUUUCUCUUCUUAGAUGCACUGGAUUUUCUAGAGCUUUCAGGAAUUUCAUGGAGGAUUGGAAUUAGUUUCUGAAGCAGGGUGCAACCUCUUCAAGAGGGCAAGAGCUAUUCACACCACCAUGCCUUGGAUUCUGGUCUUCAGUAAUAAGGAAAGUACAUGGAUAGAGAAACUAGACAGAUCCUUAUCAACCAAUACUUUUUCAUUCCUAAAGUACAAUUUUCUGUAUUAAUUUAUUGACCACAGUAUUCUGUCCUGGAAAAAAAACCCCCCAAAACCACACAACUAAACAGAACAGUAUACUGAAGGUUUGAAGAUGAAGUCUAAAGACUUUUUAAUGAAGAUACCGUCUCAAAUAACAAACCAUAUCAAACUCCUAUGUAACCACAGUGCAGCUCUGGCAAAUAUGCUGACAACAGAAUUUGGCCUGGCUAAACCCACAAGGGCAGAACCUGGCUCUGAGCUGCCAUUAGCAAGAACAGCUUGUUCAACCUAAGUUUUAAUAAAGGUAGGUAGAAGUAAUUUGGUGUCAGGUCAGAUCUGGAAGUUUGAUCAAGAUACUCCUGUAUUCACUCCUGUGAACAUGCACAUUUCUUUUCCUGUGUUUAAGUUACAAGCAUUAUAAUGUUUAUUUCAAACUGGCAAAACAUACCACUUUUGACUAUCAGUAGCAUUACAAAGAUUCUUGACUAGUCCAACUGUGCCAUUCACACACUGCUCUAUCUGAAGGUAGUGUUUAUUUUUGUUGUGUAGAAAAAAUAAUUUCCCAUCUCCAGAACAAACAGUUUAUAAUUUCCAAUAAUGCAAUGAAACUUACUCUGAUGAAAGUAUUUUACUGUGUAUAAUAUUCAAAACUACAAGUUUGUGUUAUUUGUUUAAAUCCCUCUCUUUUGCAAAAGAAAAAGUGUAUGUUUUUGUGGGUGAAUGUGUACUGGAAGACAGAAGGUAAGGGAAACAAAAGUAAUGUAUCUGCUUAAUGUUGUGAAAAAAUGUAUUUGUAUUAAACAAAUUACUCGAAGUACUG